Batrachochytrium dendrobatidis JAM81 is the source of this 213-nucleotide messenger RNA. RefSeq lists its product as uncharacterized. Gene Ontology annotation, cellular component: cytosol. Lineage: Eukaryota; Fungi; Chytridiomycota; Chytridiomycetes; Rhizophydiales. Gene Ontology annotation, biological process: ubiquitin-dependent protein catabolic process. Gene Ontology annotation, molecular function: polyubiquitin modification-dependent protein binding. The annotation marks the transcript as partial. The transcript has a single exon. The record is from RefSeq and is a predicted model, not a curated record.
AUCCAAGUGACUGUCAAGGAGCUCAAGAGCAACAAUCCACCUUUGGAGCUUACUCUAUCGUGCCUGACUUCGAUCGAUGAAUUGAAGCAUCAAGUAGCUGUUGCAUCAUCUAUUCCUGCAGAAUCCCAACGACUUGUUCUAUCUGGCAAGGCAUUGACAAAUACUAGAACCUUGCUCGACUAUGGCGUAAAAAAACAGGUUACUAUUCAUUUG